Callorhinus ursinus (northern fur seal) is the source of this 3128-nucleotide messenger RNA. Its product is annotated as Friend virus susceptibility protein 1. Gene Ontology annotation, biological process: response to virus. NCBI's taxonomy places the organism in Eukaryota, Metazoa, Chordata, Mammalia, Carnivora, Otariidae. Gene Ontology annotation, cellular component: Golgi apparatus. The record is from RefSeq and is a predicted model, not a curated record.
AUGUCCUGGGUUCUGGGCUCCCCUGCGUUCGCGCGGCUGGGCAUUGGGAUCUGGGUCGCUCUUGUCGUGAGGUGCCCCGGGGCUGCGGCGGGGCGGCCAGGUCGUCGCGUGGACGGCGUCAGGGGCCUUGUGAGACCCCAGCGUGCUCUCCGACGCGAGCCUGGGGUUCUCUGUUCCACCCUUUGGGAAGGGCGCUCAGGGUGGGGGGGACUCUUGCCGCCGGAACGAAUGAGGGCUUCCAGAGCUAGCGCGCCUUUGCACCGCAGGCCGGCUGCGCCAUCUCUGCUUCCCACGUCGCAGGGCUCCGCCAUCUUGUCCAUUUUUCUUGGGGGGCUGGGGGAGGGGCUGUCUUUGUGGAGAGCGCGUGUGACACUGAGUUUUUCUUUCUGAGGUUUUCCGCUCCCGUGCUAGCUGCACGUGUCUUCCUUAGGCAGUCGCUGUUGUUUUUUCGAUUGCACGUGGCUGGCAUUCUGUACAACCUAGAACAAAGGUUACGGGGGGGCGGCAGGUAGAGGCAGGAUCCCAGGGCUUUCUAAGGAAUGAGGGGGAGCGGAGUCUCGAAAUGAAUUACUGGGUUGUUUCUGAGAACCACGUGGGUGUUCUUUUAGGAGAAAGCAAAUGGGGCCUUUGUUUACCCUCAGGAAUCAUUCUGACACGAUCCCUACAGAUACCGGAGUUUUAGUGUUCAUUCCAUGCAUCAGUUUUGUGAAACGUUACUUCUGGGCUAAUUGGCCCUUGGGGUCGUGGACGUCCAUCCGUUUCCUGAUUGCCGAGGAGACCCAGCCCUGGGGCAGCUGGCUGAUUUUCUUUCUCCCCACCACGACCCAGCAAAAAUCCCCUCUAGCUGAGUUUCUUCGCCCUUCCAGCAGCCCCCUGGAAAAUCUUUGAUCCUCCCUGUGGCCGUGUCAGGAGUGAGGAUUUCAUCACUGGCGCGCCCUCUGUCGCUAUGUCCGAUGUAGUCCUUUCACUUGUUUCCAUUAAAAUCCUCAAGUGUGCUGGGAACUGGACAGACGUUUUAAGUUGUCACGUUUUGCCACGGUUGCUUUCUUUGUGCUUCCUGUUUUGAAGGCAUGUUUCUAAUUUCCUCGAAAAUAGCUAACACUUUAUUAUAUUUGUGGUUCCGAAGUCCUCUCCAAAUUGUCUUCCUCAGCUGAUUUGUUCCAAAAUGGUGCAGUAAAGGCUCUCUGGUCAUUGCAUAUGCUGCUUAUGUCUUAGGGGUUUUUUUCCUAGACUAGCUCCCUCCUUUUAUCUGCCAAUAGGUUCUUCCAAGGAAUGGAUGUGUGUCCUAGCAGCUUUCACUGUUUCGGGUUACUAACAGUCGCUUAAAGUGCAGUUAAUUUGGCCUCUGUUCCUGAAGGUGUAUCUUCAAGCUGAGGGACCACUUACUAUGACCCCAUAUUGGUGGUUCCUCCAGGAGUUGAACAGCGCCGCCAUCCCUGUGCUUGGGCACAGCUGUGACCAUGGCCGAGAGAGCACUGGCGCCCACCCAGAUAGGGCGGGGGGACCGUUACUACACAUACACCGAGCUCCUGGCCAUCUCUCGGCGCUUCAAGCAGAACCCCAAUGAGCUCAUGAUCACCUGGAUCCUGCGCGUCUAUGACCAGGGUGGGCCGGCCCUGUCCCUGAAUUCUGGAGAGCUAGCCCUGCUGGGCGACCUGACCAGCGAUGCCAUCUUCAACUACCGCUGUAAGACCCUGCGGGGCAGCUGCAAGGCCCUGCUCACCUGGCUGCUGCUGGCCUGGCGCCGGCGCUGGGAGUCCUUCCUGCACUUCGAGGCCACCGAGCUGCCCUUCCGCCCCUGGACCACCAUGGAGGAGGGUAUCCAGCUGGUGCGUGAGCUGGGCAUGCUGGACUGGAUCUACCGCGAGCCGCCCUCCCCUCCUGCAGGAGAGCAGGGGCCAAGGCCCGCGCCCGAGGACGUGCCCUUCACGCAGGGCCUCCAGCGGCGCCUGCUGACGGCCGCACCCUCUGAGCUGCGGCUCUCGCUCGUCAGCCUGCUGGUCAAGGGUAUGACGGUGCUGGAGGCGGUGAUGGAGAUCCAGACCAUCGCCGAUGUGGGCCUGCUCUGGCGCCAGAGCCAGCCGGGCCGCGCCAAGCUCAUGUUGGGGCCCAACCCAACGCGCAAGGACCUCAUGGGUUGGCUGCUGAGCCACGGUGUGCCCAAGGAGCGGGUGGACAAGCAGCCCACCAAGGUCCUCCUUGAGCUGUACAUCAAAGAGGCCAAGCGCAGCCGCAGCCACCCCACCUACAUGCUGGGGGAAGAGCAGCCCCCGCCUCCCCCCUACUCAGACCAGGCCUGUGGGGAGGAGCCGCCCGUGCGGCACGACUAGGCCUCCUAGGCCUCCUAGGCUUGUCCUUCUAGAUGGUACUCAGUGGCGGAGGGAGGCUGGGUUCCAGGGGAGACAGAGUCAGAGCCAGUGUCUCCUGAGCAUGCCCCCCACCCCCCGCGUGGACUGAGGGAUGGCCCGCCUCCCGAGGGCAGGCUGCCCUGUUACUGUAUUCGAGGUUCCCAGGAGAGAGGACUGUCCUUGCCCCCAGCCACCCCACACGUGUCACCAGCCAGUGGUGGAGGAAGGCGAGCCCACCUAUAGCCCUGGUUGCCUUGUUCCCCCUGGGGCGCAACCUGUUCCUUUUAGUCUGUUACAUUUCAGUCCAAUUGGCACAGUGGGUAGGCACCCACCCCUCGGCCACACGGGCCCCCAAAGCACUACAGGCCAGCUGGGGAGACCCCACAGCCCAUGAUAUGAAAGCACCUUGAAGUUUGUACGCUUUUUCUUAAGGUAUUUUUUAAAUGCAAUGUUUUUACCUGAUAAUUUAAGUAUAUGCAACACUUUGGUUUUAGGGACGCUUCUUUCUCUUGGAAUGGUUUUUCCCUUAAGACUUUUUUUUUUUAAGUUUUAUUAUUAUUGUUUUACAAUUCCUUUCCAUUUUAAAGUGGACUUCUGCUGUUUGCUCACCUGGAGCCAGUCCCAUCUGAUUUCUCUCGGUGGAUGUGUGACCUCUGUCCAGUGUCUGUUACAUCUGGAUUAAAGGUGUUGGGGCCAAGAAUCACAGCUUCGUGAGCACAGACAACCACCCUGGCAGGCUGCGCUAGGCACAUGGAACUCAUUAAAAUAACGUGAGCAUUG